Molecule: messenger RNA, 1654 nt
Organism: Austrofundulus limnaeus
Lineage: Eukaryota; Metazoa; Chordata; Actinopteri; Cyprinodontiformes; Rivulidae
Gene: gmpr2
Product: guanosine monophosphate reductase 2
Exons: 10
Coding region: 170-1216 (348 amino acids)
Biological process (GO): nucleotide metabolic process
Cellular component (GO): GMP reductase complex
Molecular function (GO): GMP reductase activity
Source: RefSeq, a predicted model, not a curated record
CCGCCGCUGUAAAACUUCCCGCGCUAACAGUGGAAAAGGAAGUGGAGGAAAGGAAGUGGAGGAGGUAGUUCGGUGUACGUUUUAUCCAUCAUACUUUUCUCACGUGCCUCCUUCAAGGACCAGCUGCUUCAGGUCACUCUUUAGUUGUUUUUGUUCUAUUUAAAAUAAAAUGCCUCGCAUUGAGAAUGACAUCAAGCUGGACUUCAAGGAUGUCCUUCUUCGGCCAAAGCGGAGCACGCUGAAGUCCAGGAGUGAGGUGGACCUGAUGAGGAGCUUCACUUUCAGGAACUCAAAGGGCAGCUAUCGAGGAAUUCCCAUCAUCGCUGCCAACAUGGACACUGUGGGGACCUUUGAGAUGGCUCUGUCUCUGCACCAGUUCUCCCUCUUCACUACRGUCCACAAACAUUACAGUAUAGAUGAAUGGUUGGAGUUUGCAACAAAGCAUCCUGAAUGCGUGGAGAGUGUAGCCGUCAGCACUGGGACCGGGGACGGGGACUUUGAGAAGCUCUCGGCCGUGCUGGAGGCGGUGCCGCAGCUCAAGUACAUCUGCGUGGACGUGGCGAACGGCUACUCCGAGCACUUUGUUCACUUCGUCAAAGACGUGCGGCAGAAGUUUCCUUYGCACACUAUCAUGGCGGGAAACGUGGUGACAGGAGAAAUGGUGGAAGAGUUGAUCCUCGCCGGCGCUGACAUCAUCAAAGUAGGCAUCGGACCAGGCUCUGUGUGCACGACCCGUAAGAAGACCGGGGUUGGUUACCCUCAGCUCAGCGCUGUGAUUGAGUGCGCAGAYGCAGCGCACGGCCUGGGCGGCCAUAUUAUCUCUGAUGGGGGGUGCACCUGUCCAGGAGACGUCUCCAAAGCUUUUGGUGCCGGAGCRGACUUCGUGAUGCUGGGUGGGAUGCUGGCCGGCCACUCAGAGAGCAGCGGGGAGGUCAUCGAGAAAAACGGAAAGAAAUACAAGCUGUUCUACGGGAUGAGCUCCGACACGGCGAUGAAAAAACACGCAGGAGGCGUGGCUGAAUACAGGGCAUCAGAGGGGAAGACGGUGGAAGUCCCCUAYAAGGGUCCGGUGGACGAAACGAUACGGGACAUCCUGGGAGGGGUCCGCUCCACCUGCACCUAYGUCGGGGCGGGCAAGCUGAAGGAGCUGAGCCGCCGCACGACUUUCAUCCGAGUCACCCAGCAGCUCAACACCGUCUUCGGCAACGACAGCUGAGCAUCUACCUCCUGCCUCUGACAGAAUGUCUGCCACGCUGCCUGUCUGUGUUGAUCACAUGAUCCACGUCUUUACGCCUAAAUACUCCGUUUUAUUCCCGGUUUCAGUCCCAGUUCACAGUAUUAGAAACAUUGUUCAGAAACACAUUUCUUUUAGACUUGAUACAAAUCCAGAAAGUGUUCCAAUGAGUUAAAGCUAGAUCAAACUUUGAUUGUCUGCAGUUUUAUUAUCAUUCCUAAGAAAAAAAAUGCAUUUGUUGUUUCUUUUAUUUAUGCCAGUUUGGGGCAGUUUAUGAACGGUAAAAAUGCAAGUCAUCUGUGAGCAAAAUCUCCCUUUAACCYUUUGCCCCAACCAUCUUUAUAAAUUUAUAGCAAACGUCUUCAGUUAUUUAUAAAUCGUAAAUAUUUUAUGUAAUUGUGUUAGAAAAUUUGAAGUAAU